Molecule: messenger RNA, 15546 nt
Organism: Bactrocera oleae (olive fruit fly)
Lineage: Eukaryota; Metazoa; Arthropoda; Insecta; Diptera; Tephritidae
Source: RefSeq, a predicted model, not a curated record
CUUCAGGAGGCAACAUUCGUACAUUGAAUUUUCAGUUGCGUUCUUUCUUUCGGUUUAAUUAGACGUUUCGUUUGUGUUUGCUACAUUCGUUCGCGCGUCCGCAUGUUCUUAAUAUACAUAUAUACACAUAAUUGUAGAGAUAUGUAGUAGCAAUCGCAUAUAUACAUCACACUAUAUAAAAUCGUAUGUACGUCGCGUUUUUUUUUUGUUUUUUGUGUUUGAUUUGAAUACAUUGUUCGCGAAUCAUUAAAGUAGAAUUUUUGAAAAUUUCUUAUGUUUUUAUGUCGUUCGAGUUUUAUUAUUGCUCCUGUAAAUGUCUUUGUUUUUAUGAUUGCCCAAAAUUUUAUUGCUUGGCAAUUUUGAAUUUCAUCUCUUGAAUGAUGCCGCUGGCUGGCGGCUAAAAGUGCGCCUAGUGUCGCUCAAAUCACACCAAUUAAUAUACUAUGUAUGAAUGAAACCAACGUGAAAAGCGCGUGGAAAGUGUUGGAAAAAAUUAAAAAAUAAAACAACAAAAAUUUGUGAAAAAAAAAGAAAAUCGAAAAAUUAACUUUUAUAAAAAUAACACAGCUGCAGCAAUAGUCGCUGGACUCAACGUCGCACAAGUGAAAUACAAAUUUCGUAAAUACAUACACAUACUUGUAUGUUUGUGUGUAAGUUUGUGUAAAGAAAAUAUAAAAAUUAAUUCCGCUUUUAAAUUAUCAGCGGGCAAGUAAGAAAAAUACCAAAAAACAACAAAUAUAAGCUCGGUGCUCAGCAAGUGACAAGAAGAAUUGAAAACUGAUGCUUUCUUGACCUCCCCUUUUGCUGAGCACGCUAUAGUGCAUGUGUGUAUGUGUGUACGAGUUGGGAGCGUAUGAUGGAUAGACAAAUGGUUGAACGUUUGGAUGCUGUGCGAUAGCAAGGGCACGUACAUAGCUACAUACAUACAUACAUUCAUAUGUAUCUAAAGGGGUUGCUAAAUUUAGUUUUUUUAUAUGAAAUUAAUCACAACAACACUGUCAGCAUUUAGUGCUACUGAAUUAUAAAAUGCUGUGGUUUUUCAAAAUGUGAUUUUAAGAAGUUGCAAAAUCGGCAUAAUUUUUAUUACGCAGCCACUCUACGCGAUUGCUGAUUUCUUUAAUGCAUAUAUACUAUACUUAUGUACGUAUGUAUGUAUAUAAUAUAGUUCUUGUAUUGACACUUGACGCGAUUUUGUAAACAUCAUUGCACAUGUAGUUAUGUGUAUGUAAAUUUAUAUAUGUAUGUACAUAUGUGCUUUUGCAUUUAUUCGCUCAUAUCAUUUAUUGUUUUCUUAUUCAUUUAAUAAAUAUUAAUGCUAAAUAUAUGCAUUUAUUAUUGCAAGUUGACGAUACCCUUCACAGGUGCAUUUCUUAUAGCACUAAAGUGUAUAUAAAAAUCUUUAAUUUGAUUUUGAUCGGUCAGUUUGUAUGGCAACUAUAUGUUAUAAACUAGCAAUAUGUGUAGCCAUUAAUAAACUUUUUGUUUUUACAUAUACAUUCUUAUAUAAUAAAAAUUAUUGAAAUUUCUUUUUUGGCAGAUAUUGAUUGAUACCACUUGUUGAUUUUUUUAGUGUAUUAAUAUGUAUUCAAUUAUAUAAACUCACUCAAUAUUCCAAAAAAAAUUUUUUUUUGGUGUUUUUCUGCCAUUUUUGACUUAAAUAAUGGUUUAUUGCGAUUUCGAAUGACAUCCCCUAAAAUGCUUAUUUGUUAACCAUGCCACUACAAUUUUUUGCUGUCAGUCCCCAAAUGACAGUUCUUAGUUGUUAUUAUAACAGUAAAAUCUCAAAACGACUUGUUCUAAAGCGUCAUACAUUUUCGAUCUUUAGUUGAUUAUCAAUCCAAGUAGUUUAAAGUAAAAAAGUUCUUAGCAUUUUAAGAUCUCUAUGUAUAUCUGUAUAACUCAAAAUUCCAUUAAUUUCCUGUAUCUCCCUCUAUCGCAUAGUGCCUUAAUGUCUCAAAGUUGGUUAAGUAAAAUUCAAAUAUACAUCACGCUUUUAUUUAUACCCAAUUUUUGAUUGAAUCGUAUGUGUUUCUAUUCGUAAUCAUGUUAACGUCACUUCAGGGAACUGAAGUUCGGAGUUCAUGCAUUUCUUUGAUAAUUUAAAUUGUUUAUAAGAGAUUGACUGAUAAUAUGUAUUAUGAAUAAAUAUUCCAGAGAUGCUAUGAAUACUUGUAGUACAAAUAAAUAUAUUUUAACAUACAAAGUAUUUUCUACUUAUAAAACACUUAAUAAACGAAAAUGUAUUAUUGAUUCGAUGAUAAUCAAAGGUGUUUAACAAUAAUAUUGUCUAUUUUUCCCAUUGAGCUUUAAUAAUUCUUGUACAGAGACGCUUUAAUCUUAAAUUAAGAGUAUUCGGAUUUCAGUCGUUUAGUAUUCGCAAAAAAGCUUCUAAUACUCCCUCAAUUGAAGGAUUAAAAUCCAAUUAGAGGGUUGACAACGCUUCAGAAGGCGCUCAUGUUGUUAAAAAAAAACUCAAAGAGAAAUUUUCGGUCUCGAUACGGUCUCGUAGGCCAGUUAAAGCAUCGAGCAACCGAUUUUCACUUGUAAAGUCUCUUCAGGAUUUAAUAUAAUAUAUAUUGAGCCAGAAAACGCCGAAGACCCUAUAAAAAUAUAUAUAUAAAUGAUUAGCAUGACGUGCUGCUUCGAUUUAGCCACGUUCGUCUGUUUGUCUGUAUAUACGCGAACUAGUUCUUUAGUUUUUGAGAUAUCGAUCUGAAAUUUUGCACAUGUCCUUUUCUCCCCAAGACACUUGUCGAAACCGCUGUUAUCGGACUACUAUAGCAUAUAGCUGUCGUACAAACUGAUCGAUCAAUUCCAAGUUUUUGUAUGGAAAACUAUUUUAUUUGACGAGAUAUCUACACGAAAUUUGACAUAGUAACGGUACAAUAGUCGAAAAAUUUUUUUUAGCAUACACCUAGCUGUCAUACAAACUGACCGAUCAAAAUCAAGUUAUGGAAAACUUUUUUAUUUGACGAGAUAUCUUCAUUUCGACACUGAUUAAUGUUUAAGGUAACGGUACAAUCUUCGAAAAAAUUGUUCAGAUCGCACUAAUAUAGCAUAUAGUUGACAUAUAAUUAACUGAGCGCCUGUAAUUGUGAAGGGUAUUAUAACUUCAGUGCAAUCGAAAUCAAUGUUUCUUGUUUUUUUUUUUUGUUUUUACACAUUUUCUUUAUUCACUAAUUUUUUAAUCAUUUAUCAUGCUACUUUUCCGCGUAUCCCUGCAUUCCCUUAUAAAUACUCAUUCUGCGGUUGUAAUUUAUUUCAAUUAAAUUUGAUUAACGUAUCGGCCAGACUUUAAAGAGUGAAGAAAGUAAAGCAAAAAAGUGAAGUCAAGUAAAUUUAAAAAAAACUAAAGUUACAUAUGUACAUACAAUGGUAUCUGCAUAAAUAUGUAUUAUAUUUACAUUUCUGCACACACACAUAGUUGCUAUGUAUAAAAAUGUUUAUGUUAGUAAAAAAUGAGAGUACUAGUUAGCGGAGCAAUAACAGAGCAAAGUGCCAACAGCAGCCACUGCACAUGCUCAAAGCGUCGCCCGAGGGCAGACAGCCCCUUAUUGAGCUACUGAACUCUGGGUGAAUGCUGGUUGUGUUUAUAUACAUAUUUAGUUUUUCACUGCUGUUACUCUUAUAUACUGCGCUUACAAAAAUUUCUGUGUAGAAUGUAGUCAAAAGGAAACUCUCAAAGUUAUGAAAAUUUACAUAUUGCAUGCUGAACACAUACAUAUAUACAAGGAAAAUAUUUUGUAAACAAAGCGUUUAUUUAAACAAAUUACUACAUAUACAUAUAUGUAUGUAUAAUAUGUAUGUAUGUAUGUAUGUAUGUAUGUAAUUAUGUGAGCAAACAGCGGCACAUGCCUGCAUUUGUCGAACUACGAAUAAUAUUUGAAGGCCAUAAUUUUCUUUAUAAAGAAAUGAGAGCAUCGCCGCCACCGCCGCAUCCUGGCUGGUCCAACGUCACACAUACAUGUGUACAUAUGUAUAUACACACCAAUAUUCGAUUGCCUUUAUGAUAUUUUUUUUUGCAGUUCCUCAAUCUUCAAUACUUUUAGUUUAUAUUAUGGCUUUGUUCUUUUUUUCCGCUGUACUCUUUGUCUUUGUAUUACUUAUUAUUUGCCUUUUGUUUUGUUUGUGUUGUUGUACCUUUUAAAUGUAUCUUUUAGUUAGCAAAGGUUAGCUUAGCUGUGUUCAACGUUUGCUCCUUGAAAUUUGCUUGGCACAAAUAUGUUUUUCAUCUCAUCUUACUUGUUGUUGUUUGCUUCUUUAGCGCUUUGUUGUUGUUGCAUGCAUUUGUGUUGUUUUGCGUAUGCGCUUGAACUUUUUUUAAUUGUUUUCCUCAUUUUUUCGACGCUUAGCUCUUUGUAUGUGUGUGUGUGCUACCUGCGCUUGAAAUCUGACCACAAAUAUAUUGUUUCUUUUGUAAACAACAACAAUACAUAUUUACAUAGCACUUCUGUACGUGACACCAAGAGAUGCACUUUUUUUUUUUUGAAGAGCUCGUGUGUGUUGUCAGGGGUGGUUAUUUUUGUAGAAAAGAAGACAAAAAUUAUAAUGAAAAUGCUAAUGAUUUGGUCAAGUAGUAAUUUCCUUCCGCUUUCCAUGUCACAUUCAUACAUUUAUACGUAGCUCUCUACCAUGGAACAUACACGGAAGUUAAGUAAUAUGCUUACAAGCCUAACUAUCUACCUAAGUACAAUAGUACAACUUAUGCAUAAUUUUAUAUAAAUUAUGUUUACUCGUACCUAUAAUUACAUAAGAAGUCUUGUAUGCGACAAGUGGACAGACUUUCUUUUGCCUUUUUUGACAAAAAAAAAAGAACGUGAGAAAGUUUUCUCUGUUGGGAAUUGUAAGUUUUAUUAUUUCAUAAUUAAUCCUUCUCAGUCUGACUAUUUGUAAAUGAAGCCGAUAUACAUAAAAUAUUAAAAACUCAAAACUUUAAAACUGUAAUCGAACACCUUCAGGUGUUGGCAAAACUUUAUAUUAAACUGUGCAAAGUGUUGUUCUGUUGAAUAUGAAAUGGAAAAUAAAAGAAUGAGCUUAAAGUUUGUUGAAUGAGAAGUAGACGUGACGUAUGUUUGUGUAAUCUCACACACCAAAUUUUGUUGAAAUCGCUCAAAUAGUUCCUGAGAUAUAGGAUUUCACCUAAAGUUGGGCGGUGCCACGCCCAUUGAUCAAUUUCUACAACAUAUGCUAUAAAGUCUUUUUGUACCACUCAAGCAAAUUUGAAAAUGUAGUUAUGAGAGAACCGCGUUCAAUGAAAAGCUGAUAGAGCUGCCUGAAUGCUGUAACUCAAAAACUAUUUGAGAUAUUGAUGUAAAAUUUUAGUAUGUUAUUUUUAAAGGUAUAACCUAUCGAAAUGCAUAUUAAAAAAUAAAACGAUUUUUUUUUUAAUUUUUCACUUUAUUUCACCCCUUAAACUCUGAAUUUAUCACUUUGAAUAAUGACUUCAUUAAGGACCUUUUUUGUAUGCCAAUAUGUUUAAAAUUUUCCAAACAUUUUUUAUUACUUUAUUAUAUGCCAUCUGUGCUUCGUAAGGUAGGCCCAAAAGUCCUGUUUCUCGUAUAAUCUCUUUCUGAGACCUCUUGCUUAAGCUUAUUUAGUCGCCUGCUCUAUACAAUUUCUCUAAAUAAAAUAUUACUUGCAAGCAGGCACUUUUGAGCUUUUAAAUAAUUGGCUGGAAGAAGUAGUAGAUGGAAAGUCGAUAAGAUAGGAAAUUUGUAGUUCAAUUAUUGAAUUUAAGGAGAUGAAUUUAUUGAAGGUUAUUUCUAUCUAUUGAAGAAAUUACUAAAAGAGCUUGAAAACGUUUCUACAUUCGUUACAUUAAUCGUUCCAACUCUAAUAUUUUUCAUUUUCCAAACUUUUUUGACGCGCAGAAUUGAAAUCGGACAUUUGACUAUUUAAAUUAUGACUAUAUAAAUUAUGUUUAUCUUAUCUUUUAUAAUGUAAUUAGUUCCACACUUCCUUCUAACAAAUACCGCCUCCAUUGCACAUUUAUAUUUGUUAUUAAAUUUUUGUUCUUCAUACAUCUAUAUAAAUAUAUAUCUAAGUAUUUUACUGUCUGUGAUUUAAUUUAAUAUUUGUGUGCGGUGACAAUACCCAAGUCAAGUCCAGUCAGUAAGCUGCAGUAGAGCUUAUGGAAUUUGUUGUCUGCUUCAACUUUCUUGCUCACUCUUUUGCCCACUUGCGAAUAUGAAUGUGCAAAUUCCAAGGAAAUUUGGGCAAUUACGAAUGUAUAUAAGAAUUUAAGUGCGUUAAAUGAGUAAAGUGAAAAUAAAGAGUGGAGACGUUACGGGGAACUGCCGCACAUUAUGAGUUCAUAAGUUUGAUUCGUUUAUUUAAUUAAAGAAUAACACUUUGAAAGAACUGAAGUAGUAAGAAUGAGUGCUAGGAAGUUGAAAUGCUUGUAUAAUAGAUACAUAUGCUUGAAAAUAAUAGUUUGAUCAUUCUGAUUAAGAAUGUUGUAGGGUAGGAGGUCUGCAAUAAUUAUCGCACAAAUUAUGUGGUCAUUGAAUCGGCAAAUGCAGACCUCAAAAAAAAAAUUCAUUCAAUAAUUCAUUGUCAUAAUGUAUGGUAUACGACUUGGCUGCCUUAGGUGUGAGACUUUGAUACGUUAGCUGCUUAAAUAUUUAGCAUUAAUUGAAUGAAACUGCAGUCUAUACACAAUUUAAUAUGCGUUUUUUCUAUUUCUUCAUUACAAAAAUGUUACAAUAUAUUUAUACCCUGAACAGGUGAUAUUAAGUUUCUCCUUCAGUUUUUUGAGAUACAGUUUUGAAAUUUUGCGCAGAUCCUUUUUUCCCCAAGAAGCUGCUAAUAUAUCGGAACUGUUGAUUUCGGGCCAGUAUAGCAUAUAGCUGUCACACAAACUGACCGAUCUAAAUCAAAUCCUUGUAUGGAAACUUUUUUAUUUGUCAAGAUACCUUCAGCCGUAAUUAACGUUUUUUCUUGUUUUUUCUCCUUUAUUAGAAAAAUGUCACAAUAGAUUUUCGAAUGAUUUAGAGACAUUUAAUUUCCGCAUAGAAAAGCCAACAAAACAAAUAAAUUUUCCAAUUGCUACGUCAAAUACAGCAUUUACAACUUAAAUCAAUACAAUUUAAUAGAUCAUUACGUUUACAACAAAACCACAUGUCCACAAUAAGACAACAACACCAUUAGCACUACAAAACUACCCAUCAGCGCGCUAAUUCACAGGCACAACAAUGCUUUGACAUUGUAUUCGAACAUUGCAAUUUGAAAUGCUUCACGGUUUACAUUAAAUUUUCACUGCUACUUCAAAUUCAGUUCAAACGCAAAUGGCGCACUUUGUUUGCGCAAUAAUACCAAAUUUGUAAAGUAGCCCCUAUUAAAUACGAUUAAUUCGCCCCUUCGCUUGCCGUUUCACAAGCAUUGAUUUUCAAAACGUAAUUAACUGCAUUUCGUCGCAAAAAUAAAUCACAACCAAAAAGGCAAAAACGAAAAAAUUACAUACAUAUAUAUAGACGAGUAUUUGAAAAAUACGAGCAAUUUUUAGCGCUUAAACGAAAAUAAAAACCAUUUAUGGUUAAACUACUGGCGGUAAAUAAUUAUACAUAGAUUCGUUACACUCAUACGCAAUUAAGUGGCUUCAAAACUUUUUUCACUAACGAAUCUGUAAUCGUUAGAGGAAUUCAAUAAUUGCUGUUACACCCACACAAUUGGCGCGCGGAAUGUAAUUGAGUUGAAAAUUUCGUGAUUUUAAUGAAAUGGAAAGUUUUUAACACAGUUCGAUUGUUGUUGUAGCACUUAAACGGCAAAGUUCACUUGUGUUUUAAUAUUGCGGCGUGCCAAGAAUGCAUUUAUUAAUGGAUAUGUUUUAUUUAAUGGGUAAAUAUUGAAAUUAAUGAAGCAAAAUAAUCGAUAUUUUGUAUUGAAAAUUUAAUACAUUUUUAAGUCAUUUUAAAAAAUAGAAGAAUUUUAUUUAAAUCACACAUUUCUGUGUUAAUACAGAAAUAAAUUUCUUUUUUCAAAAUUCAAGCAAAAUUGCCUAACUAUAUUAAAUAUAAUCAAGUGACUCUUUUCAUUUGAUCCCAGAUGGUCUCAUUGCUAGUUGAGUUAUGACAGAAAGCUGUGAAUACUCAGGAACUGUGAUGUGCGCAAAGCAGUCAAAACUCUGCGCUUAAACUUCUGUUACAUAAGGUUAAUAAAAAUAAAUUUAUUAAAACAGUUAGUAGUCACUUAGUGCCAAGUUCGGCCUAUAAGAUGGAUGCAUAAGGACCUCCCAACCGAGCUACCGGAUCUCCCAGUUUCGUCGAUUCCGUACUUAUAAUGUAAGAUGUCAAAGAUGUACCAUGUCCAAAAAUAUCGAUAAAAUAAUUGCAUUAUAAACAAUAAACCCUUUGUUACCAUUUAAAUAAGGCUGAAUAUAAAAAGAAGCUCGAUAUGUCGACCGGAUUUCCAACUGGCUCUAAAUGGCUUAAUUAAAAUUUUUGACCUAAAAUAGUUUCAUAGUUUUCUUUAAUAAAAUUCUUUGCACAACAUAAAAUGCGAUUAAAAUAACGGUAAUAUAUAUUUUCUUCACACAUAUAACCUAAAAGCAUUUCGUUAAACAUUUUGCACUUGAUUGCAAUUGGAAUUCGUUUAUUUAAAUAUUUUUAUUUCAUGCUCAACUUUAGUUUUUCACCUAGCUAUGUUCAACAACCCGCGCAGAUAAUCCGCUGCAUAUGGGCACCUAAUUUUUAUGCAAUUAUUUUUGUAAUUUUUGUUUUGUUUUUCUUUUUCCGCUUAUUUCAAGCGCCUAAUCAAUAUUUUUACACCUCAUAACAGUUUUCACAUUGAAGCAUACGGAAAAAUUUCUCGCAACCCCACACGCCUGCUUAUUUUCACUCGUUUUCCAACUUCAAUCGCUUGCAAGUUGUUUUACAAUAUCACAAAGCGCCAAGUGGGAGGCUUGAUUGCACCUAAUCUCGUUUGUAAUGCAUGCUCAUUACUAAAUUCGACGGCAUUGUUAUCAAUUUCCAAGUGACGCCGUUGCCGCGCCAAUUAACACCGCCGACAUUGCAUUGGCAAUUGAGCUUAAGCAGCAGGUGCAGCUAGUUCACUGAUAUUUUUAUUAUUGUUUGCAACAAAAUUUAACAUCUCAGGGUGCAACGCGCUAAUUACUCGUAUGCCAAGUGAAUAUUACACCUGUGCGCAAGAGCAACAACAAUAGCCUUGUUCAGUUGUAAAAUGGAAAACUGAAAAUCUCCAAUGUUUUGUUAACUUGUUCACACCUUCGCAGCUACUUAAUUAAACGCUUACCGCCAGUUGCUCCAGAGAUAACUGCAUUAAGUUGCGCUAACUUUGGUGCAAUUGCUGUUGUUGCCUGCACUGCGUCAACUUGUUGCAUGCGCCUAAUAAUUUUGUUAACAGCACAUAAGUAAAUUGCCAUAGAUCGAUAUGUGGCAUAAAUACAGUCAGGUGCAUACUAAUAGCAGUGCGAGUUGGGAUAGCAAUGAUAAUAGCGAUUUCAUUUAAAAUCCUGUUUUCAGAUUGAAAUAUAUGCUUGGCAUACAAUGGUGGACGGCCUAUAUAUAGAACUUAAGUGGUUAUAUCUAUUUUCAAGAAAAAGAAGGUGACUUUUUAAUUCAACUUUUUUUUUAAUAAAAAAAAAUAUAAAACAAAAUUUACAGAAUUUAAUAUACUUUAAAAAUUGCCGAUUUAUUUUGAGUAAUUUUGGAUUGCCUUAAUCCCCUGGCCAUUCUUCAGGAGGACCUCCGAAAAAGAGUAUUUGGCGGUUAAAAAAAUGUUUCUGCUUAAAGUUUUCUCAUAUAAAAAAAGUAUUAUUCUAGAAGAAUCAUUUUUCACAAAGUUUUCCCAAAAAAGUCACCAUCUUUUUUUCAUACCAAUAAAUUGUUUUUAAUUUUUCAUGAUUCAGGAAUGGAAAAAACCCAAUUCCUUAUUUUUCCCCUUAUACGAUCGAUCUUUGAUUUUUAAUGGCGAUUUUUAUAUUACUCUGUUCCAUCCAAUAAUUGUGGUAUACUAUAUAUAUUCGAGUCAGUUCCGUUAACGUAGGCUGUAUUGCGACCUCCGCAUUCCUAAAUAAUCACUGCUGUUUUUGUAAACAUAACUGUACGUACACAAAUGAGUUGCAGUUAGUCCUUUCGUCGUUGCCAUAGUUAUUUCAGCGAGUUGUCAAAACAAAAGCGCUACUUCAGUCGCUCGCAAGUAAUUCGACUUUUGCCUUCUAUUUUCGUUUUAUCCAUUUAAUCUCUUUAUUAAUUUUCACACUUUCGCAUUUAUCGGUUGUUUGUUGCUUGGCGUUAUGUGGUGAUUUGCAAUUUGUUACGUUGACGCUCGCAUUAAGUAGCGCAUUUCCCAGCGCCGUCAGACGUCAUCUUCGAAGCGUACGCGCUCGGCUGUGUAAAAUGAAAAGGGUUUGUCAGCGUGACGUCUUUUUGUUUAGAUAGCAGCGCGCUUAUCAGCAUAACCCGGAACGGACGUCGAUAAUAUGGAUAUAUAAACGCUACCAAUAUGAUUAAACAAAUUCAAAACCAAAGAAGACUGAACAAAAAAUAAAUAAAACAAAGAUAAAAUAAAUAGAGCACUGAUAAUGUAAAACGUAAAAAAAAACAAACAACAACAAUACAAUAUACUUAAAUCACACAAAAAAAAAAAAAAAAAAACUAAAAAAACGUAUACAAAUAUUUCAAAGAAGUAUACUACAAAUAUAAAACUCAAAAAUACUUGUGCCAUCUAUGGACUACAACAACGUAAUGUGCCAAAACGUAUUACAUAAAUACAAAACUACAACAACCAAAAAAGUAAAAAGUAACGAAACCAAAGAUCUUUAACCAAAAUUAGAAUAUAACACCAAAACGAACAAAAAAAAUUAAACAUAAAAAAAAAAUAUUUAAAAAAAGAAAAAGUAGACAAAAUUCACCAAAAAUGUCGGGCAUAUUUCGUACGCAUUCAUUGAACAGCACCAGUCACUCAACGCCGCAGAAACGCUACUCCUUUGGCGCUUUUUGCACGAGUCCGAGCACACUGAAGGAUGUUACAAUGGAGCAUUCAUAUGGUGUUGGAUUUCCGUGUGUCAGCCUACAGGGUCACGGCACGACCUCGCCGCCGGUGCAGGGUCGCUCCGUGCGCGAAUUCGAAGAGCAAAUGGCAUCGCUGCGCAAGGAGAAUUUCAAUUUGAAGCUGCGUUUAUAUUUUCUCGAAGAGAGUGUGCCCGGUUAUCAUCAAGCGAAUGCCGAGGGUCAUGAGUCGCUUAUGAAGCAGCUGAUCGAAACAAAGGUUGAAAUUGAAAUUUUACGUAAGGAACUGGAACAGAAACAGGAGUUACUGAAGGAAGCUGCGCAGGCCAUGAAUCACAUGGAGGAGAUACAGAAAGAAACUGAGAUGAAGGGGCAGGCGUUUAUUGAAGAACUCAAGCAGAAGAUACAGUUUUUGGAGAUGGAACGCGAUUUGGAUAAGACUCAGCAAAGCGGUUUUAUGAAUGAUUUGCUUGGACAUUCAGAGAUUUCGGAAAAUGUCAAUACUUUACAAAAAAUACGUGAGCUUGAGGGCAUGGUCACACAGUCGGAGAGUAAAAUUAUGUCAAUGCAAACACAGAACAACAAGUUUGAAGAGAUUAUUGCGAAGCGUGAUGAGACAAUCAAGGAAUAUGAGGAGAAAGUAAAGGAACUGGCUUUCCAAAAUGCUGAACUCUUGGAGAUGAUGGAGAACAAGGAAAAGGAUAUGGCGAAUAUUGAGCUUAAUUUGAAAAGUCUACGUCUGUGUAAUGCCGAUCUGAAGGAAGAUAACAGUAGUUUAAUUGAAGCAUUGAAGUCCACACAAGAUAACUUCCAUAAAGAGUUUUCAAAUAUGAAAGUAUGCGAAAAGCGCAUGCGCGAACAACAAGAUGCAUUAAGCCAAAUGCAACGCGAAUUAAAGGAAAAGAAAAUCGCGUUGGCCGAUAAGCUGUGUGAGUUGGACGAUACGCAACAGGAGUUAGUGAAGCUGCGCAAAAGCUAUGACACCGCCUGUCGUACGCUGCAACAAUUGCUGCAACGCGAGAAGAAUCAGCAACAAGAUGGCGGCAAUCGUGCAUUGAGCGACUCAGAGGCUUUGCAAAAUCACUUGCAGAAAUGCGAUCAUGAAAAUACGAUCAAGAAUCUUGAAGCCGAAGUCAAGAAGAAGACUGCUGCCUUGCAGAAUCUAGUCAACAAUGAACUUUGGCAAAAGAAUCGCGAAAUCGAACGCCUCACAAAACUCCUCAACGCCAAUACGACAUCACCACUCUCACCAACCGCCGCCCGCAAGAAUCUUGAGUCCCUCCAAUUGCAGCAAUCUUUCACAGAAAGUGACUACGCCAAAGCGCUGGAGCAUAACAAACUACUGCAACGUAAGGUGGAUGUGCUAAAUCAGCGUUUGAUCAGUGGACGUAGCAAUGAAGCGCUGAUCGAAGAAUUGCGCUCGGAAGCGCGCACAGCACGUGCCGAAGCCGACAAUGCAGAAACGUGUCGACGCGCCUAUGCCAAAGUCUUUGGUGCGCUAUCGGAUCGUCUCUACGAGUUGGCCGGUUUCCUCAAUUCGCUUAUGAAGCACAAGGAGGUGUUGAGCUUCCUGUCAACGGAUCGCCGACGCGCCAUGCGCACAGCCGUUGACUGCAGUCUCGAUUUGUCGACGAGCAUACGUGAGACACUGACGACGGGCGAUCAAAGCUUUGAAGGUUUAAGCAAUUUAUCGCGCCUGCUUUUGGACGACGAUGAACAUGAAGUUGUUGGACUCACCAAUAAGACAUUCAAUUCACACGAAAACAUGCCUGCGCGUCACUCCUUUGAUGUUCUGCGCUCGGAGAAUAAGGCAUUGCGUAAGAUAUUGGAUAGUCGUCGCAGUUGUGGUGGCACUGCAGACUAUACGAAGGAUGUCAAAGAUCGACGCUCAUUGCCACCAUUCUUGUUGGAUAAUCUAAGCGAAUCGGAGGCGUGGUCCGAGCCAGAUCGGCAAGUGUCGAUGGCGCGCAUUGGACUGGAGGAGCUCGGCGCGGCAGCUGCAAAUGUCUCAGCGAAGGAUGCGAUCAGCAAGCAAACACCAGCAACGGCCGACACCGACAGCGAGAGCGAAAGUGAUGCGCUGCAACAGAGCCGCACAACAAAACUGCGCAAUCAGGAGCGUAUUAUGCAGCUGGAGAAGUUGAUUGCACAGCGUGAUGAGCGCAUAUUGAUGGUGCAGUUUCAACUGGUCGAGGCGGACAACAAUUUGAAGAAGGAAUCUCUGCGUGCCAUAACGCUGACGCAAGAAGUCGAGCAGUUGCGUCAACGCAAUGAAGAAUUAAUAACCGAUCUGAUUGCGAUCGGUAGUGAGCAGUCCAACAAUAGCACCGCCGCCAACAACAGCUCGCUAAUACAGCGGCAGAUUGAUGAAAAAACGCGCGCCGUCGAACAAUUGCAAGGGGAGCGUGAUCGCAUUGCGGUGGAGGCGCGACUCGCCGAAAUGCAAGUGGGCGCGCUAAAGGCCGACAUUGAAGACAUCAAGCAGAAGUAUGAAAUACAAUUGAAGUUGGCCAGCGAAAAAGAGCGUAAGCGCUUGGAUACACUAAAGCAUGAAUUGGAGGAGCUGAUGCAACAACGCCUGAAGGAACAGGAGCGCAUACACAAAGACAUGUUGACGCGUGAAUGGACUACGCGCACCACUUACGAAGAAUGCAAAGCGCAACUAACCGAAUUGCAGACACAAUACAUUGAGUCACAACGCACCAUCGACUAUCUGACGGACAACGAGCAAGAGCUCAAACAAACGCUGAUCACCAGCGAAAUGGAAGUGCGCAGCCUCAAAAAGCAAUUGGAUGAAAGCGUACUGCAAGCAUCCAAAUUUAUUACCGAACGUACAAAACUGUGCAAUGAGAAGUUGCAAUUGGAGAAACGUUUAAUGGACUUGCAACAACAGCUGAGCGCUGCUGAAAUACAACACACGACCACAACACAGCGUGUCACAGAACUGGAAGCACUGCAGCAAACAUUAAGCGAACAAUUGGCGCAAGCACAAGCAGCCUUGGCAGCUAAACGUUUGAAUGCCAGCGAUGCAUCACAGUCGGGCUAUGCCUCGGACGAAGUGCAGAAGUCGAGCACGAAACGUGAAAGCAAUUCGUCGCCCGAUUUGGGUAUACACAGCGAUACGGGACGUGUGUCGAGUGUGGAAUUGUCCAAUUUGCAGCACUCGCUGCUAAAGACUGUGCCCAUGCCGAGCGCUGGUGAGAAGGUCACGAAGGAAGAUAUCAAAUACAGCAAACAGGAUAAGAGCAACAUGAACGCAUUCGCGAGCAAACGCCCACAACACAGUUCAUCCUCUGAUCUGGGUAUUGAGAGCGAUACGGGACGCAUCUCCAGCAUGGAUAUCAAAAAUGAAUCCCCAACCCGCACAGAGACGGAUGACAGCAACACAGAGAAUAAGAUGAGUGUGGCCAAUGUAAAUAGUGCCACCACCGCCAACGCAGGCACUCACCCCAUACACGAUUGCAUUAAGGUAGAACAAGAAAAUGCCGAAUUGCGACGCAAACUCGUACAAACGAAGCGCGCAUUCGAAGAGACAUAUAAGAAAUUGCACGUAGCAAAUCAGCGUAAAGAAACCUUCCAGAAAGAGAUUAAAGAUCAAAUACUAAAAACGAAAAAUGUACUAAAAUAUGCGCGCCUACAUAUGGCUAAAGUGCAGCAACCUAAUGCACCGCAUCAUCAUCAAACAGAUGCACAUGAGCAAGAAACACAACAACACCAACAACAGCAAAAACAACAUCAUCAUCAGCAACAACAACAGCAACGUAAUGUAACAAAUGAUGGUGGCGCCAGCACGUCAAAAUCAAGUAGUGAUGCACCGCAUUAAUGUGUUAUUAUUGUUUUUGGAUAGUUCAACCAAAUACACACACUCACGCACACACAAACAGCGAGAUUACUAAAUUAUAGCGCAUAGUGAAUGUAACUAAAUGAUAUGUACAACAAAAAAAACGCUCAUGCAGACAAUUAAUUGCAAUUGCACCCACAUCACAUUAACCACACACGCACACAAAUAUAUUUACAUUAUUUACAUUACAUACCUAUAUGCUAAUUUAGACGAAUAUUAGUUUAUUUAGCGCUUAAAUGCAUAGUUAUUAAGCUAAUUUUGUAGCAUUUAAGCACUUUACCCAUAUAUACAUACAUACAUAUAUCUAAAGACAGUUAUUUUUGUUAUUGUUUCAUUUUUGCUAUUCAAUAUAUUCACAAUGUAUUUAUUUAUAGAAUUUGUUGUAUGUAUGUAAACAUGUUAUUCGCGCAUUACUUUAAGUAAUUAAUUAAUUAACUUCAUAUUUCCAUUAGCACGACAUACACACUUACAUAUAUUAAUUAACAAAAUGUCCCUACAAAAUUAGUUUAUAUUUAUAAUAAUAUUAUUUUAGUAUAGUGAACGCCCCAUAUUUUUGCUUAAAUGUUUUAAGUUUUUGAAUUAAUUUUCAGAAAUAAGCAUGUUGUUAAAAAUUGUAUAAAAAAACAAAAUAAUUUUAUGCAAUUACAAAAAAAUCAACCCUGUUUUUGAAACGUUUUGGUUUUUAAGUAAAUGAGGCCCAGUAGUGUUUAAAAAAUUGCAAAAUCUUUUAUUAUUAUU